GAAGAGAAGAAGAAACUAAACAACCAUGACUUACAAUGAAAAGGCCCAGCGGCAGCAGUGGAACGCCCGUACUGUCCUCUCCAGGUGGAGCAGGGCUCAGGAGAACCAUAUGGAGUUUGGAGAGGCAGUAAUUGCACUGAAGGCCCGCCCCUCUGCCCUGCAGAGUACCAUUCACGAGUCCUACGGUCAGGCAGAGGAGCAGGUGCUCAUCAACCGCCAGGACGUCAUGAACAAAGUGGAUGCCUGGGACGUGCAGGAGUUCAUCACUCGCAUGUUCAUCAAGCAGCUGCUUCAACACCCUGCCUUCCAACUGCUGCUGGCCGUGCUGCUGGUGAUCAACGCCAUCACCAUCGCUCUCCGUACCAGCUCCUACCUGGACCAGAAACACUAUGAGCUGUUCUCUACCAUAGAUAACGUUGUGCUGACCAUUCUUAUCUGUGAGGUUCUCCUCGGCUGGCUCAAUGGCUUCUGGAUUUUCUGGAAGGACGGAUGGAACAUCCUCAACUUCAUUAUUGUUUUUCAAUUACUGUUGGGAUUCUUCAGCAAGGAAAUCAAUAUCCCCUCCAUCAACUACACUCUCAGGGCACUUCGUCUGGUGCAUGUGUGCAUGGCGGUGGAGCCCCUGGCCCGGAUCAUCCGCGUCAUCCUGACGUCUGUGCCUGACUUGGCCAAUAUCACGAUCCUCAUCCUCUUCUUUAUGCUGAUUUUUUCCGUGUUUGGGGUAACCCUCUUUGGUGCAUUCGUGCCCAAGCACUUCCAGAACAUGCGGGUGGCACUGUACACCCUCUUCAUCUGCAUCACCCAAGAUGGCUGGGUGGACAUCUACAGUGACUUCCAGACAGAGAAGAGGGAGUAUGCAAUGGAGAUUGGGGGUGCUAUCUACUUUACCAUCUUCAUCACCAUCGGUGCCUUCAUUGGCAUCAACCUGUUCGUCGUCGUGGUGACCACCAACCUGGAGCAAAUGAUGAAGGCAGAAGAGCAGGGACAACAGCAUCGAAUAAUCUUCAGUGAGACAGGCGCAGAGGAAGAGGAGGAUGAGAACCAGCAGCUGCCAGUGGUGCACUGUGUGGUGGCCCGCUCGGAGAAAUCUGGUCUCCCCCAGGAACCCCUUGUGGGGGGGCCCCUGUCGAACCUCAAUGAAAACACUUGCGACAACUUUUGCUUGGUGCUUGAGGCAAUACAGGAGAACCUGACGCAGUACAAGGAGAUCCGAGAUGAGCUCAACACGAUCGUGGAGGAAGUGCGCGCAAUCCGCUUCAACCAGGAGCAAGAGGCAGAGGUGUUGCAGAGACGCAAGACAAACGGGUCGUUGGAGACUAUGUCAUCCAAGGACCUCCGCCAUAAGUCUCACCAGCAAGACUUGCUCAGUGCGCUCAUUGACAUGGAAAAGGUUCAUGACUCGAGCUCACAUAUACUCCUUAAAACACGCAAGAGCAGCCACUAAGAGGACAGGAUGGGAGCCAAGGGGCCUGCACACAUACACUCCCAGCUGCUGCGUCUUCCUGUGCCCUUGGUGUGGCUUGGCACAGCCUGGCCAGAGGCCAUCCUCUCCCUUACACCUGGGCAGAGGCCAGGGACUGUGAAGGUGGCAGCAUCCACAGGGCUUGUGCCUGUGAGCCCUAGGUCCAGAGGAGCCAGGACAGAGAAGGAUGCUGGAUGAUGAGAGUGGGAAGCCUAGCAGCAAGGAUGAACACAGAAGGGGGUGCUGGCCAAUGCAGCCAGGAUUUGACCUAAUGAUGGGCAGCCCUGGCCCCUGCUCUCACCCAGAGCUGGUGGGGAGCCUCAGUGGGCCCCAGCACCAAGAAGAGAAAGGCCAGGCCAGUGGGGCCAGACAUCUGUGUAUUGACAAUAAAGUUUUAUGUUGGAA
Saimiri boliviensis boliviensis (Bolivian squirrel monkey) is the source of this 1867-nucleotide messenger RNA. It is a transcript of the gene CATSPER4, whose product is annotated as cation channel sperm associated 4. Gene Ontology annotation, molecular function: calcium-activated cation channel activity; voltage-gated calcium channel activity. The record is from RefSeq and is a predicted model, not a curated record. Gene Ontology annotation, biological process: transmembrane transport; sperm capacitation; flagellated sperm motility. Gene Ontology annotation, cellular component: acrosomal vesicle; CatSper complex; membrane. Lineage: Eukaryota; Metazoa; Chordata; Mammalia; Primates; Cebidae.